Psylliodes chrysocephalus is the source of this 312-nucleotide messenger RNA. Lineage: Eukaryota; Metazoa; Arthropoda; Insecta; Coleoptera; Chrysomelidae. The record is from the annotation of a GenBank genome assembly.
AUGCGGGUAGAAAAAUGUGAAGCUUUGAUGCGCGGAUUGAAAUCGCAGCAAUCUUUGUUUACGAAAGUUAAUAUUGAACAAGAGGCUCUUGAAAUCGCAAAACGUGGAAAACCAUUCACCGAUGAAGAAAUGAUCAAAGAAUGCGUAAUUGCACUAGCCGAAGAAAUGUGCCCCGAAAAGAUAUGGGAUAUAGAAAGAAAAUACCAAAACGAAUUAAUUGACCCCAACAACACUAAAAACGACAUACGACUUGAAACAAUUUUACUCCUUGAUGUUUUGCAUUCAUUAAAACUACUAUACACCCCGCCAUAG